AUGGGAGUUAGACUGAAUGCGUUGAUGAACUUACGAGAAGUUAAUGUUGAGAGAGAUUCCGGUGGAGGAAUUAUGAAAAAUAUAAUCAGAGUCGUCAGUCCUAGGAAGAAUAAGGAGUCUUUAUAUGACAAUACGAGUGCAACGAAUAGAUUGAUUUCUGGAGGACGCGCGGUUGAAGAACUGCGGGAAAUGUUGGGCGAUGACGUUGUGGAGUGUCGCGAUAAGGACUUUUAA
Messenger RNA from Perkinsus marinus ATCC 50983, 234 nucleotides. RefSeq lists its product as hypothetical. The transcript has 4 exons. Lineage: Eukaryota; Perkinsozoa; Perkinsida; Perkinsidae. The coding region runs from base 1 to 234 and encodes 77 amino acids. The record is from RefSeq and is a predicted model, not a curated record.